Lottia gigantea (owl limpet) is the source of this 3999-nucleotide messenger RNA. RefSeq lists its product as hypothetical. The record is from RefSeq and is a predicted model, not a curated record. Gene Ontology annotation, molecular function: zinc ion binding; nucleic acid binding. Bases 4 to 3999 code for a protein of 1331 amino acids. NCBI's taxonomy places the organism in Eukaryota, Metazoa, Mollusca, Gastropoda, Lottiidae. The transcript is spliced from 26 exons.
AGAAUGACCAGCUAUGACAGAGUCCGAAAAAUUGUACAAGAAGAGGGCAGAACUGCCAGAAAUUUAGUUCAAUACUCAGUUCCCUUAGCAACGCAUGUUGAACGGUCCAGUAAGUUAAAAUCUAGUCAAGAUGUGAACCAUAUAUUAAUGACAGGAAACCUAUCUCCUAGAGGAAGAGUUUUAUCAGUGGAUUCUCAUUUAGCCAACAGAAUGCCUGGUGAUUUAACUAAAUCUCCUAAGUCUGACAGUGGACGUAAACCAGACCUGCGUGCUCGAUAUUGGAAAUUUUUAUUUGAUAAUUUACAAAGAGCUGUGGAUGCAAUUUAUGAAACUUGUGAACAAGAUGAAAGUGUUGUGGAAUGCAAGGAAGUAAUAAUGAUGUUAGAUCAGAGUGCCAGAGAUUUUAGAUUGUUAAUAGAAAGAUUAGAUAUGUUAAGAGCUUUUGAAGAAUCUGCCAAGGAUGGUGACAGACCAACAGCAAUAGCAUGGGAGGUUCGUAAAAUGUCACCUGGUAAGAUGGCCAACCACCCAGUUCAAGGUCGUUGUUCACCAAGUCCUGCACAGAGAGUUUUAAAUUUUACCACAUCACCAUCACAGAGUACAUCUAUCUCUCAACCCAAGUCUGGUGUUAAAAACUCUAGUAUUAAUAAACGGGAUAAUCAAAAUACACAGGAGAAAAACACAGCUAAUGGUACCAACCAGUGUCCACCAAAUAUUGUUGGAAACAGCUGGGCCGAUAAAGUUAAAGGAGAUGCUGAUGGUUGGGAAACAGUACAGCGAGGAGGUAAAGUCAAGGCUAAAAAUUCUCCAUCUCAGAAGUCAUUAGAAAAUCUUAUUCCUAAAAAAUCAGAUGAUAGUCUCAAAGCUCAAUUAAUUCGCUCAAAAUCAGUCCCAGAAUCUACAAAAUCAAAAUCAAAACAAAAUAUAAAUCAGAAGAAACCCAAUAAAUCUGAAACAGACCCCAAACUACCUGAAAACUCAAAAUGGAAAGACAGUGAGAAAGAAAACAAUUUGCCAGAGAAGAAAUCAGAGAGCAAGAAAGAAUCUCCCAAUGCACCAACAGUCAAACAUGUAAAGACUAGUAGUCCCAAACCUAAAGACUCUUCAAAAUCAAAAACAUUUAUGUCAACUGUAACUAGUGCAUCUUCUAAACCUAGUCCAAAGGAUAAAAAAGGGACAUCGAAAGAAAAAUUAGAUGCUUUAGCUUGUGCUCAAGAUGCUGAAGAAAGUUUAUCAUCUCAACUAGAAGAUGAACAGAAGAGAGCUCUAGAAUCAGCUAUAGAGGAAGAAGAAUCUUGGUUAAAAGAGUUAGCUAGAACAGCUAGUACUGAAAUAGAGGUGGAUACUGAAAGUGAAUUAACAGUGAGUAGAAAUGAAACUACAACUUCAUUUGAAUCAUCUCAAACCACCAUUAACUGGGAAGCUAUGGAAGCUGAAUAUGAAGGUAAACAAUUCAUCUAUAAAUGGAGAUGUAAUAAAUCAUGGAGUGAUAUGGUAGAAGAAGCUGAAGAAAGAACACCAGGUCAUGGAGUUCACAUGCACGAAAAACUUUCCUCUCCAUCGAGAAAAAGGUCACCAACUGAAUCAAGAAGAAGACAUGAAGAAAAACAGGCUAAAGCUCAAGAAUUGAGAGAAAAAUUAAAACAUGAAAAAUCUGAAAGAUUGAGAGAGCUUUCUAAAAAGGUUGAAGAAGUACGAGUGUGGAAAGAAGAAUUGAUUAAACAGAGAAAAGAUACAAUAGAGAGAAAAUUACAGAGAGCUGAGGAGAAGAGACAGAGUCAACUAAGAUUAAAAUCUAUGAAAGCUAGAGAUGAGGAGGCCAAGGCUAAUGAAAUAGCGUUUAUUAAUACUUUAGAAGCUCAGAAUAAAAGACAUGAUAUACUAUCUAAACAUCAAGAAUGUGAGGCCAGACUGAAAGAACAAGCUGAAGAAAGAAUAAGGAAAAUGGAAGAAAAACAAGCUAAAGAAGCUGCAGUAGAAGAAAGAAGGAAAGCUUUAGAAGCUGAUAGAAAAGCUAAAUUAGUAGAAAUGUUAGAACGUAGGAAGAAAAAAGAUGCUAAAUUUGUACAUAAUAGAGAAGAGAGAGAGAAAGAAAGACAUGAAGCUUUAAAAGCUAAAGAAAGGGAUCAAAAGGAAAGAUUGGCAGCAUUAAAUGCUCAACAAGAAGCUCAUAUACAAGAACUACAGAAAAAAAUACAACAGAAGCAAGAUGAAAGUAGUCAACGCCAUUUAGAAGUAUUACAACAGAUCCGAGAGAAAGCAUUUGAAAUGACCAUCUAUAAACAUUCUACUGAAGAUCAUAAUGAUGCCCCACAAUUAACUCUUUAUGAUAAGAAAAAACUCUGUAAAAUUUGUAAUACUUUGAUUCCAUCAGAAGUAUAUUUAUUAAGUCAUUUACGAGGAAAGAAACAUCAACAAGCUUUACAUGAUAAUCAUAAUGGUCAGGUCAUGUCUAAUGAGGAUAUAGAGAAAUUUAACCUAGAGAAUAUAGUUGAUGUACCAGAAAAUAGUAAUCAUCCUAAACUAGUCACAGAGAAAGAACGUCAAAAAUCCAUGAAAAAACGAUAUAAGAAAUUACGAGUCAGGAUGAUUACCAGAGGUGUAGAAUAUGAGAAUGCCUUAUCUAAUAAAAUACAAGUUCAAGAUUCUACACAUAAAGCAAAAAUAUUAAAGAUUGUAAAAGAUAUGAGUAAAUUUAGUCAGUCAUCAGAUACUGGUCCGUGGCCACAGAAUAAAGUUUCUGCUAUUGAUAGAGCCAUAGGAGAACUUGGCAGAAUUUUAGAGAAAAAGGUACCAGCUGAUAUGAAUAAUUUCCGGUUUUUAGGUUGUAUGACACACCUAUCUAAAAUAUUAGCUACAAUAGAUGAUUCAACACCAACAUUACCUUGUGUGGUACCUACUAGGUUAUUAAGUCAUGCUUGUGAAGUAUAUCGUAUAGCAUGUAAAGGAAGUUAUGAAACCAGUCAUUAUAUGUUAUUUAGUAAUAAAAUAGGAUCAUUGGUAGAUCAUCUUAUACAUAGACUGUCUAUGAUAAUACCUGAUCAACCUGUAAGACCUGUAUCACCAGUAGGGUCAGGAGGACAGAAACUACCCUCUGAUCCUGUUGCUGGGAACCUGAUGCAGUUAAUAGCUACCAUCUUAACACGACUAGCUAAAAACAACCCCAGUACAACCUGUAGUGAGGCAUCAUUAGAAAGAAUGAGUAGUAGUGGUGAUGCUUUUCUUAAUAGAGGCAAUGAUUUUAUCAGUUACCUGAUAAGUGUUGGUAUAAUAGAUAAAUUACGUCAGUUUUUCUCCAGUGUACGUGGUCCAAUAGAUGAUGAUAAACAAGCAGCUGAAUUCUUACAACAAACUUCUGUUCACCACAAGACUUUCAUAUUAUAUAUGAUAUUUUUCAGGAAUGUGAAUGUAUUUGACAAGAAGAAAUUAGAAGAUCCCUCUCAACUGAUAGCUACGUUUGAAGUGACUGAAUUAGUAGGAAUAGUAACAUUACUGUAUGGUAUGUUGUUACAUUCUGGAGCUCCUAGUCGUGGUGAAGUCUCGCCUCCUGAUCUACCAACCAAUACUCUCAAUAUCACUAUAACUGGUUUACGUAUGUUAAAUCAUAUGGCUACAUUAGAUCUGAACAUGUUACAGAAAAGUCUGGGUGAAGAGGGUAUAUCUCUAGAAUUCCGUCAUAUAGCCAGUUAUUUAAUGUGGUAUUGUACCCAUCAACCUAAUGAAGAAUUAUUACAUGAAGUUAUAUUGUGUGUUGGCAAUUUUACUGUUUUAAAUCCAGAUAACCAGGUGAUAAUCCAGUCUGGUCAACCACCAACAGUAUUACAACAACUCUGUGUUUUACCAUUUGAGUAUUUCAGUGACCCUAAACUGACCAAUAUACUGUUCCCUACUCUCAUAGCCUGCUGUUAUCAAAAUACAUUAAAUAGAGAAAUACUGGAACAGGAAUUGAGUUGUGCCCUAUUAUCUAACUUUAUUGAGGUAGGUAUUUUAUUUUUCUGA